AUGAGCGCUGAUUCGAAUGCUACGACGAGGCGUGCGGUGAGCCGAAUGAGCCGCAUCGCAGCGCACAUGGGCGUAGGCUCGCAGACUGGAUUCGAGGCCGCGGCAACCAGCGCUUCGCGGGUCGUGAGCCAGCAGCCCCCCGUGACCGUCCUCGUCACCGGCGCCGCUGGGCAGAUCGCCUACUCGCUCGUUUUCCUCGUCGCUCAGGGCCGACUGCUGGGCGAGGAGACGCCGAUCAAGCUCCAUCUGCUGGACCUGCCCCAGUUCGUGGGUGCCCUCCAGGGCCUCGCCAUGGAGCUUGAGGACUGCGCCUUCCCCCUCCUCCGCGGAGUGGUGUGCACCGGCGACCUGAAGGAAGCCUUCAAGGGCGUGGACGUGGCGCUGCUCGUGGGCUCGUUCCCUCGCCAGGCCGGCAUGGAGAGGAACGACCUCCUGGCCAAGAACGCCGCCAUCUUCAAGGAGCAGGGCAGGGCGCUCGACCAGUACGCCUCCAAGAACGUCAAGGUGUGCGUGGUGGGCAACCCGGCCAACACCAACGCGCUCAUCGCGCAGGCGUGCGCGCCGUCGAUCCCCAAGGAGAACUUCACCGCGCUCACCCGCCUCGACCAGAACCGCGCCAAGGGCUUCCUCGCCAAGAAGCUCCAUGUCUCGCCCGGCCAGAUUCACAACGCCAUCAUCUGGGGCAACCACUCGUCGACGCAGUUCCCCGAUGUGAGCCACGGCCAGGUGAGCAUUGACGGACGGACGGUCUCGCUCAAGGAGGCCGUGGGCGGCACCGAGUGGGUGGAGAAGGAGUUCAUCCCGGGCGUGCAGCAGCGCGGCGCCGCGGUCAUCAAGGCCAGGCAAAAGAGCUCGGCUGCCUCGGCGGCCAACGCCGUCGUCGGCCACGUCCACGACUGGCUCGUCGGCACUCCCCAGGGCGAGUGGGUGUCGAUGGGUGUGUACUCGGAUGGCUCCUACGGCAUUCCGCCCGGCGUCAUCUACUCGUUCCCGCUCACCUGCUCCCGGGGCAACUGGGCUAUCGUUCAG
Messenger RNA from Acanthamoeba castellanii str. Neff, 1029 nucleotides. RefSeq names its product malate dehydrogenase. The record is from RefSeq and is a predicted model, not a curated record. Gene Ontology annotation, molecular function: L-malate dehydrogenase (NAD+) activity. Gene Ontology annotation, biological process: tricarboxylic acid cycle; oxaloacetate metabolic process; malate metabolic process. The annotation marks the transcript as partial. NCBI's taxonomy places the organism in Eukaryota, Discosea, Longamoebia, Acanthamoebidae. The transcript has 6 exons.